Messenger RNA from Pedinophyceae sp. YPF-701, 2214 nucleotides. NCBI's taxonomy places the organism in Eukaryota, Viridiplantae, Chlorophyta, Pedinophyceae. The record is from the annotation of a GenBank genome assembly.
AUGGGCGACUACGUCUUCUUCGUGGGGCAAAUGUGCACCCUUGCGUACGUCGUCGUGUACUCCGCGAUCCUCGCCGUCCGCACCCGCGCCGGCAUCGUCACGCCCGCCAUGCUGGCGUACCCGCGCAGGACGCUCUGGGCGAUCGGCGCGAUCGACUCGGUCGGGCUCGUGCUCGGCCUCAUCGGCGCCUCGUCCCUCCCCGGGAUCGUCCUGCCCAUGAUCGGCCAAACGAUCCUGGUCUGGCAGGUCCUCUUGACCCCCCCCCUCCUCGGCCGCGAGCUCCACCCGCUGCAGCUCCUCGGCGUCGCGUUCGUCGUCAGCGGCGUCAUCACCGCCGCGUGGCCCAACCCGGACGCCCUCGCGGCCUCCGCGGUGAGCAACAUCGACCUGCGCGCCGCCGCCAUCUUCGCCGCGUCGAUGCUGCCCCCCGCGGUGUCGUCGAUCCUCAAGGAACGAUACUUCCUCGAGUCCGAGAAGGCCAUCGGACAGAAGAUCGACGUGUCCGUCGUCAACACCUUCGGCAGCAUCGCGCAGGCCGUCGCCGUCGUGCUCUUGCUGCCGUGGAUCACACACAUGCGCGGGAUUUCGCUGGCGCGGCUGCCAGAGUACCUCGCGUCCGGCGCCGCGUGCCUCGUCGGCCAGGCGCCCGCGCACCUCCGCGGCAGGGCUGCGCUGGCGGCGGCGGCCAAGUGCGCGCCCGCGGCGGUCGCGACGGCCACGUACGUCGCGUGCAACCUGUGCUUCAACCUCAGCAUUCUGGGGCUCCUGCGGAACUCGGGCGCGCUCAUCGCGUCCCUUUGCAUGGCGUGCGUGCUCCCGCUGACGAUGAUCGCCUUCUCGUUCGACGUCCCGCUGCUGGGCCCGACCGGCGCCGUCGGCCCGACGUUCGUCGCCGGCGCCGGCACGCUCCUCGCCGGCGUCGUCACCUACAACAUCCCGAAGUGGCGCUCCCUGCUGUCGCCGCUGCGCGCCCCGAACCGGCGCCUCGGCAAGGGCGGCUGCGGGAGCGGCCGCGAGGUCGUCCUGCAGGCCUUCAACUGGGAGUCGUGCAACACCGGCGGCACGUGGUACAACACCGUCAGGGAAAAGAUCCCCGAGAUCGCCGCGCUGGGCGUCACCGCGGUGUGGCUCCCGCCGCCCACGGAGAGCGUGUCGCCGCAGGGGUACCUCCCGCGGGACCUGUACGUCCUCGACAGCGCGUACGGCACCGAGAAGGAGCUGCGCGCGCUGCUGCGCGACCUCCGCCGACGCGGCAUCGCCCCCAUCGCCGACGUGGUGAUCAACCACCGCUGCGCGCACCGGCAGGACGAGCACGGCGUGUGGAACACGUACGGCGGCCGCAUCCCGUGGGGCCCCGAGCAGAUAUGCAGCAACAACCAGCGGUGGCGCGGGUCCGGCGCACCCAAGGCGCAGCCGGACUACGAGGCGGCGCCCAACAUCGACCACUCGCAGGAGCGCGUGCGGAAGGACCUGCGGGAGUGGCUGCUGCACAUGCGCGCGGUGGGGUUCGACGGGUGGCGGUUCGACUUCGCCAAGGGGUUCGCGGGGGAGUACACGGAGGAGUAUUGCCGGGCCACGCUGCCCGUGAUGGCGUUCGGGGAGCACUGGGACGACAUGGCGUACACGGGGUCGGACCCGCACUACGACCAGGACGCGCACAGACAGAAAUCCGAGGACUGGUGUGCGUCGACGGGGUACUGGUCGUCGGCGUUCGACUUCACGACGAAGGGCGUGCUGCAGGAGGCGAUCAACCGGAGCCAGUACUGGCGCCUGAGGGACGUGCAUGGCAGGCCCCCGGGGCUCCUCGGCCUGGCGCCCCGCAGCGCGAUCACGUUCAUCGACAACCACGACACGGGCUCCACGCUGCAGCACUGGCCGUUCCCGUGGCAGGAGGUCCUCCAGGGCUAUGCCUACACUCUGACGCACCCGGGCACGCCGUGCGUGUUCUGGGACCACCUGUACGAGUCGCCCGUCGAGUACCGGAAGGCGAUCCAGGACCUGCUCCGCAUCCGCAAGAGCAACGACAUUCACGCGUCGUCCGAGGUGCGGAUCCUCGAGGCGGACCACCACGUGUACGCCGCGUGCGCCGACGGCCGCGUGGUGGUCAAGAUCGGGCACGGGUCGUGGAGCCCCAACGCAGCGGAAGUCAAGGGCGGACCCUGGAGCGUCGCGUGCUCUGGACACAACUUCGCGGUCUGGGAGCGCGCCCGCUGA